AGAUCUACUGCGCUCCCGCUCGCUGUGCCCGUGGUGAGGAGAGGGAGACACGGAUAGGCUCGCGUCCGGGGUGCUGCUGGAGACCCACUUCACCACUCACCGUCUCCAAGGACAACAUUCAGGCCCCUGGACAGGAAACGACCUGAACAAUAUACCGGACCCGACACGGAGACACGAUCUGGUCACAAAGCGGAAAAGCGGGACGUCUCCUCUCCAUCGGCUUUGCGCACGACCAGCCAUUAAAACCCUCUCUGGACCAGCGUCGCGAGCAAGCGAAGCACACUGAUGCCAACACAGCGAUCACUAUACUAAUCCACUACGACAUAUUUAUGUUGUUGUUUUUUUUCUUGAGCAUGAUUAUUCAUCUUUUAUUCCAGGAUAGAUAAUAACAUUACGGACACUGCACUUGGUGUUGACGCACAUUUAACGAGUUUCAGGCUCAUUGCAAUAUCCUCAUGGUCUGAAACUGAUAUAAACUAUCGAUCUGUUGCAUUCACGCUCGUUGUGCUUUUUAGUAACACUGUCACAUGUAUGCCGACAAGGGUCUGAUUGGUUUCAGACUGCAUUAGAUUAUUCAGCCACUGGUGACAGUGUCUUACAGAGCUUUCUCCAUUAAUAUAACCUGGGGGCCUUCUUUAAAACCGACUCUAUAUUUUGCAAUCAAAAGGAAUUGGAUCAAUCAUUCUCCCUGGAAAGUUAAAGGUGGAGACCAGGUGCCUGGGUCAAAACACAUCCAGGAGGUUUUUCUGAAGGUGGACGGCUCUGGAUUGCAUGCCGCCAUGCUAUCCUUAGAUGAGCCAUUGGACCUGAAAGUGCCAAGGGGGCGGGUUAGUGGGUGGGACAGAGGCUCCAGGUCUCCACACUCUCUCAACCUCUCUCCCAUACACGCCAAGGGGGCCGGGCAGCUGCGCAUGGCAGACGACGGUACCGCAGUCAUCGUUCCUGCUUCACCUACCUCCCCUCACACAGGUAAACAAGCAGGUGUCCUGCAGGAUAAAUCCGAGACCCCCACACCCCCGGCUGUGGACCUCAGUUUGUCCCCAUCGUCCCGUAACACCGCCUGCUCUCCAGAUUUCACCAAUGGGAACAGCUCGACUCCCAUCUUCCCUGGGGAUAUGGCUCAUAUCCGUUACGUGGAGGGAGGGGCCACUUCUCAAGCUUUCCAGUUCUUUUUGCCCAUUGGUGGAGGAGGAGGACUUCACCUGCCGUCAUCCAUGUUUAUUCGCCAACCCAAGGACAUGCGAGCUUCUCCGGACCUCUCCGCAGAUGAACAGCUGGCCUGUCAUUGGAGGAAGUGCCACAUGCUUUUUGACUCUUUGCAAGAGUUGGUGGACCAUGUCAAUGACUUCCAUGUGAAGCCGGAGAAGGACUCUGGGUACUGUUGCCACUGGGAUGGGUGUGCACGCAAAGGACGGGGCUUCAAUGCAAGGUACAAGAUGCUGAUCCACAUCCGCACUCACACCAAUGAGAAACCUCACCGAUGUCCCACCUGCAACAAGAGCUUCUCUCGCCUCGAGAACCUCAAAAUUCACAACCGCUCACACACAGGAGAGAAGCCCUACAUCUGUCCAUACGAGGGGUGCAACAAGCGCUACUCCAACUCCAGCGAUCGGUUCAAGCACACGCGCACGCACUAUGUAGACAAGCCCUACUACUGCAAGAUGGUGGGCUGUUUGAAACGCUACACAGACCCCAGCUCUCUGAGGAAGCAUAUCAAGGCUCAUGGGCACUUUGUAGCCCAGGAUCAGGGAGGUCCAGGUGGGGUGGGCUCCUUGUUGAAGCCGGGCCAGAUCACAGGGGCGGGAAAAGAAUCAGAGCUCACUUACAUCAGCGGGGCCCACAUCAUCAUCCCUAGUGCUGCAGCUGCUCUAUUGGGCAGCCAUGCUCUGCAGGGUUUGGGAGGCUCCCUCCCCUUGUCGCCCCUCAGUCCCCGGCCGCUGGACUUGAGCACUCUGGGCUGCCCGAGCUCCCCUCCAGCUGGGCUUGGAGGGACGUCCAUCCUGUCCUUCAGUGGUUCCCCACUCGGCUUGGCUAAAUCACCCCUGCUAUCACCUACCUUCUCAUCUUCCACACUUGGGCUACCCAUGAUACCAGUUUUGGGCUCAGAGCGCAGGGACCACAGCAGGGGCAAGGCCAGGGAAGAGAAUGGGGGCGAGGAUGAGAUCCAUAGGGGUGUUCUCAACCUCUCUAACGGAGCGUCCCAUGAUCCCCUGUCUUGGGUGGUCAUCCCUUCUGGCCAAGUCGUGCUGAAGCCAGCUGUGGUCAACUGAGCCCCACAUUCCAGAGGAACACCAGGGGUGGGUCAUGCUAAGGAGAGGGAAGGGUGGGGGUGGAGCAAGGGUCAAAGGUCAGAGGCAAGCCUGUGGGGGGUUUUCACAAAGCUAAUGCAGUCCGCACUGCUUGGAGGUGACACCACCUUCAACAUUUUGCUUUCAUUUAAUUUCACUCCUAAUUUGAAACUUUCUGCUACUUAUUUCUUGUGGUAAUUGCAACAGUGUUUUGAGGUGGAUAACCAACAAAUCAAGCCUUAAAAUUAGUGUAAAUAUUCUCAAAAUCAACAGUGGCCAAACAUUCAAUUCCAUUCAAUUCUCUUUCUUUCUUGCUAGUAUGCUGCUUUUUUUCAAUUUCACGAGAGCACUGAUCUAAACGGUAGUCUUAGUAAUCGGUGCCCUUGUUUCAAGAGACCAUUGCCAUACAUUUUUAAGCAAGAUAGUGUAUGCAAUACGCUAAAGACACGUACGUUUUUAUUCUUUGAGAACCAAUAUUGUGAAAUGGAUCCUCAAGCCAUUCUGUUAUGAAAAUACCUCUAAGACUGCAUAUAGCUAGCUAGAAAUAUUUGAGGCUAACUCACUUUCACAUAGGGUUGCCAACUGUCCCAUAUUCUGGCCGAAAUUACCCCAAUGUUCUGUAUUUUGGCCCAAAAUAAACAUCCUAUGUUUUAGGUGGUGAAAUGCUCAAGCGAGACAAAAAAGCGCAGAUAAAGGGGAACCUUAGUAAGGAUACUCAGUAAGAAUGUUUUUUUUUUUUUUUGCAGUGUGUGUCCUGUAUUGAUUUGGCAAAAUGCUUAAAGGGUACCCUGCCAGUCUGACAGUAAAGCGAUCCAUAUUAAAGCAAGAGUGCUUGAGCUUCCAAUAUUCUCAAGGGGAAACCACCUGCUUACACAGGAUUGGUCAAGUUUGCUAAGGGGUGCUAAGCUUGUAUGUGAAACUUGAGUUUACUAGAGCUUGGUUUUUAGCCUUUUUAGUUUCUAAUGACAAUCAGUGUCUGUCAUAUCAGACAAUAAAACAGCGCUAGCACUCCUGAGUCCCACCUCAGGCACCAGGUACCCUCAACACACUUACAAGUGAACUUCCCUCGUGCUAUUGUGAGCUAUAUGACAAACCUUGUUUAUGCUGCUAGCUAUGUCACUGCAACGCAAACAUAUUUCCUUGAAUUACGAAUAGAUAAAGUGUAUGAAUUACAAUCUGCCUCCUAAUGGGGGGAGAAAUCAAAAAUUUUGACUUACUCUUUUUAUGUUAAGAGAUUUACAGACGCAAAGCUCAGAGUAACUGAGUUUCAAGUCAGACAAGGGCACAAACUCAGCUAGCAGUUAUGCUAACAGCCCAUAGGAAAACAACACGUCACUAUUUUGCAAAUAGUGCCAUCUUCUGGUCAUCAGAUGUAGUGCACACUACUGGGUGAACCAAGGGCCUGAUUUAACAGUAUUGUCCCGCUUUGCAGUGUACAUGCAGAGCAGGGUAAAACGAAGGACCUUUGGUUGGCCUGGAAUGUUUGACACAUGCAUGUACCAAUUUUGGUGUAUCGCAAUGAUUAAAGGCCUAUCUUUUUAAUGCAACUUUGUUUUCAGUGUUUCACUGCCCCAUUUAAAAUCAAGAAACACUGUGCCAAAAUUACUGACGCAAGGACUUAAUAGUAACGUGCAUAAAGCACAAUUUCGGCUAUAUAGCAAAACAGAACAUCUUAAAAUGAUAAGAAUUAAGACAGUUUUACUUGACUUGUGUAACAAAAAUACGCUGAUAACUGAAUUAAACUCUACGGAGCUAAGCAUCAAGUUACGGCCUCUUUGAUCCCAUUUACCGCUGACCAUUCCAUGCACAGCCAUGAUGCAUUAAUACGUAUUAAGAUGGGAGAGUGAUUCUGUGCGACAUAUCGUCAAAGGUGCAUCGUGACAUUCUGAGAAAUACAUUAUACAUACAAUACAAUACAAUACACCAUAUAUAUUCUAUGCUAAUUGCUAAAAAUGGCCUUCCAACCAAUGCUCUACAUGUGGAAGUCAAAGCGGCAUGCUUGUGUUUGUAGGUGCAUUGAAGCAUUAACGUGACUUAAGAGCGCGGGACUAAUGGAUUGAGUUGCGACCAAAUUGGAGAUUGUAUUUCCACCCGAUAUCAUUCGCAUUUCAUGUACGCUUAUGAUUUAGAAAUCAGGCACGUAACAUGGAAUAUCCUCUCUGGGGAAGUUUUUUCCGUAUUAUUGUCCCUUGUCCCAUGUAAAGUUUAGUUUUAGUGGCAAACAUUCCGACUGAAGUAUUCACACUUCCCUAAGCAUGUACCCCGCCCUCCCUCCAAAACCUUUUGUCCACUCAGAGUCUUACUCCAUAAUGUUUAUGUUUCGCAGUUUGUGGAAACUAUACAUUUAAUGCGCUUUUGUUUUAACAUUUCUUCUGUCUUAUUUGGACGUGACAUUUCUUAAUGUUGAAGUUGCUUUAUUUCUCGUUUCUGCUAUCGCUGCUCUGUGGUCAGCUUUCUCCAGCCAAGGGGUCUAGAGGAGAUCAUAUACAAAAAUAGGAGGAGUGUUAUGAGUCGGGAAUCCUAAAGUCUAGUCAACAAAAAUCACACCAUGUCGUCGACACUGUCCUAACCAGACGCCAUGAGACAACUUGCGAGAAGUGAUUUGUAUGACCAGACUUGGUCAAUAUUUGAUAUUUAAUAUACAGUUAAGGCUCAGUCACAUUUAUCUUUGCAUGAGGAAAUUCCAUGGGCGAAUUACAGUCAUGUCAAUGGGAAUCCGUGGCAUCAGGAAUUUCACCUGAUAAACUUUCGAUAGCGAAGAAAUUUCGUAGCACGAAUUUUGCGAGGGGUUUCAUUUUGGCACGCGAAUUUGCAGUGUUAUCCAAUAUGAAGUUGCUUGACUUGGCAGUGACCUCUAUGUGGGCGGUGCUUGGUAUAUAUAUAUAUAUAUAUAUAUAUAUAUAUAUAUAUAUAUAUAUACAUUUA
Messenger RNA from Xyrauchen texanus (razorback sucker), 5213 nucleotides. RefSeq names its product zinc finger protein GLIS2-like. The record is from RefSeq and is a predicted model, not a curated record. Gene Ontology annotation, biological process: smoothened signaling pathway; regulation of transcription by RNA polymerase II. Gene Ontology annotation, cellular component: nucleus. Gene Ontology annotation, molecular function: DNA-binding transcription factor activity, RNA polymerase II-specific; RNA polymerase II cis-regulatory region sequence-specific DNA binding. Bases 780 to 2270 code for a protein of 496 amino acids. The transcript has 7 exons. NCBI's taxonomy places the organism in Eukaryota, Metazoa, Chordata, Actinopteri, Cypriniformes, Catostomidae.